Messenger RNA from Aricia agestis (brown argus), 1300 nucleotides. It is a transcript of the gene Mulk, whose product is annotated as acylglycerol kinase, mitochondrial. The record is from RefSeq and is a predicted model, not a curated record. Gene Ontology annotation, biological process: ceramide biosynthetic process; protein insertion into mitochondrial inner membrane. Bases 46 to 1293 code for a protein of 415 amino acids. NCBI's taxonomy places the organism in Eukaryota, Metazoa, Arthropoda, Insecta, Lepidoptera, Lycaenidae. Gene Ontology annotation, molecular function: ATP-dependent diacylglycerol kinase activity; ceramide kinase activity; acylglycerol kinase activity. Gene Ontology annotation, cellular component: TIM22 mitochondrial import inner membrane insertion complex; mitochondrion. The transcript has 3 exons.
AAUUAUCCAAAUUGUUUAAUUUUAAGUUUAGUAUUUAUUAGUAUAAUGGAAAGAAUAAUAAAAAUAGGCAAAACAUUGAGAACCAACUGGAAAAAAUCUAUAUUCGGCGCAGUUGUAGUUUACUACGGUGCUGCCACUUUAAAGGAAAAAUAUGAAAUUAACUUGUUAAUGAGAGCGGCAUGUAAGGAAGCUGUUAAAUAUGGAGACGCAUUAAUACCCAUGGAAAGGAAUCCAACAUUAGUGACAGUCAUUUUAAAUCCAGUUGCGAACAAACGUAGAGCGAAACGAGAUUAUGAGAAGUAUUGCGAGCCACUGUUGCUACUAGCUGGCCUGCAGGUCGAAGUGAUACAAACUAAAUCGGAGGGUAAUGCCAAAGAAAUUGUGGAGUCCCUUCGUGGUACAGAGGCAAUAAUCAUAGCUGGUGGGGAUGGAACCUUAUCUGAAUCUAUUACCGGAUUACUGAGAAGAAAUGAUGAAGCUAAUAGAUUUCCAUUGGGAAUCUUACCAUUGGGAAGUACAAACAGUCUUGGCAAUGCACUUUUCCCUGGUGGUGAUGGUGUGGACAAAGUUAAGCAACUGAUACAAGCGUGCAUGGCUAUAAUUGAAGGAAACACAGAAUGGAAAGAUGCUAUAAAGAUUGAACCAUUGUCAAACGAAGGAGAGGCACCAAGCAGGCCAAUAUAUGCUAUGACUUCUAUUGAGUGGGGUGCAUUCCGCGACAUACAUUCAAGAAAAGAUAAAUAUUGGAUCUAUGGCCCACUCAGGGAGUAUGCUUCAUAUGUUUUUAAUGGAUACAAAGACUCAAUAACAUGGGAUUGUAGUGGUUCCUUAAAAUACAGCCCACUUUGUGCUGGAUGCAGUAAUUGUGUAACUAAAAGACCAGAGAUAAAGAGGAAAUGGACAUUCUUUAUACCAGAAACAAAAACAUUGCCAGAGUCUGAUAAAACACAAGUAUUGAAUCCAGAAUGCUCCAUAUUAAAUGAACUGUGUUUUAAAACAUCUGAAUUUAAAAUUAACCCACAAAACAUUAAUGGGUUACCGGGAUUAGGUAUACAUAUUGGUAAAAAUAAGUAUACAUACACUGAAUUUGUUUCUGAAGGCUGGAGAAGACUAAAAGGCAAGAAUGAGUCCGUUGAUACCAUUAAGGCAAGAACAAUUGAACUAUUGCCUCAUGACCCAAAACCAGAUACGGUUAUAGAAAUUGACCAAGAAGAUUUUGAAGUGAAGCCAGUUAAGAUUACUAUAUUACCAAAAAUAGUCAAAUUUUAUUGCAAGCCGGAAAUAAAAGUGUAAAAGCUAA